This is a messenger RNA of Elaeis guineensis (African oil palm), 2073 nucleotides long. Its product is annotated as probable serine/threonine-protein kinase PBL19. Gene Ontology annotation, biological process: protein phosphorylation. Gene Ontology annotation, molecular function: ATP binding; protein kinase activity. The record is from RefSeq and is a predicted model, not a curated record. NCBI's taxonomy places the organism in Eukaryota, Viridiplantae, Streptophyta, Magnoliopsida, Arecales, Arecaceae.
ACCAAGAGCUGUAGUUGUCAUCCAUCUUGUAUAUCCUCCAUUUCCCAGCCAUCCACCUUGGAAGAAAAUAUAGAGAGACAGGGACAAGAGAUACCAGAAGGUCUCCCAAAACGCGUAGGUGGGCAGAGUCCCUGAGGAAAUCCCAGAACUCUUUAAGAUCCUCAGAAUGAGCUCUGUCUGACAGUUUUUUUGCCCUCUGAAAGAGUUUUCGUCAAAUUUUCUUCUUCAUCUCUUUUUUCUUUCUUCCUCUUGGUGGUCCCAACUCCCUUUUAAACUCCUAUAUUUCUCCAGAUAUUUCUUUGACUUCGCUUCUUUCUUCAAUUGCUUGAGCUUCUUCCUCCUUUUCGCUUCUCUUCCUUCAGCUUCUUGGAUGACUUAUUCCCCCAUCUUGGUCUUUCUUUUCUUUACCAUUUUUUCCUUCACAACCUGAUAUAUGAAAGCUCUUGCAAUAUAAUUUUGGUGUACUCUGGACCUCCACAAUCAUAAUCUUUUCAAGGGGAUGGCGGCAUGCUUCAGCCUUUGUAGAAAGAAGGCUAAGAACAGGCAAGAGCCGAGCUUGGCACCGGGAUCGGCUUCCGUGUCGGUGUCAGCACCUCCCUCAACUGUCACCACUAGUAGGUCGGAUGAUUCAGCUGCCGGGAAACAUACAAGCAAGUCGACGGCCUCGACAUCAUCGCAGCGCAGCAUACCGGCCAUGUAUGAAGAGAGAGCUCAUAAUUUGCGUGUUUUCGAGUUUGAUGAGCUCAGAAAUGUGACUAAUGAUUUCAGCAGGAUGAAUAAGAUUGGAGAAGGAGGGUUUGGGAGUGUUUACAAGGCUUAUAUCAAGCCUUUGGAUGGGAAGGGGGAUAGGAUUGCGGUGGCGGUGAAGAGGCUCAACCAGCGGGGCUUGCAGGGGCAUAAGCAAUGGUUGGCAGAAGUUCAAUUUCUUGGAGUUCUUGAGCACCCAAAUCUUGUAAAGCUCAUUGGAUAUUGUGCCGUAGACAGUGAAAGAGGGAUCCAAAGAUUAUUGGUCUAUGAGUUCAUGCCUAAUAAGAGUUUAGAAGAUCACCUGUUCAACAGGAAUUAUCCUACUCUUUCCUGGAACUUAAGACUGCAGAUAGCCUUGGGUGCAGCAGAAGGAUUGGCAUAUCUCCAUGAAGGAUUAGAAGUUCAGGUGAUCUAUCGUGAUUUCAAAGCAUCUAAUGUUCUACUAGACAAGGAAUUUAGGCCCAAGCUGUCAGACUUUGGCCUCGCAAGAGAAGGACCAACAUCAGGGCUCACCCAUGUAUCUACAGGGGUUGUGGGGACUCAUGGGUAUGCAGCACCGGACUACAUUGAGACUGGUCAUCUCACGGUCGAGAGUGAUGUGUGGAGUUUUGGUGUGGUGAUGUAUGAAAUCCUUACAGGCAGGCGGGCACUCGAUCGAAACCGCCCAUCGAAUGAACAGAAGCUUUUGGAAUGGGUGAGACAAUUUCCUGUGGACACUUGGAAGUUUAGUGUGAUCAUCGAUCCACGACUAAGAAGUGAGUAUUCUCUGAAAGCGGCGCGUGAAGUUGCUAAGUUAGCAAAUAGUUGCCUUGUCAAGAACAGAAAAGAUCGUCCAAAGAUGCAUGAGGCCGUUGAAAGAUUGAAGCAAGCCAUUCAAAUAAGUUCGACAGAAGCACAUUCUUCAACAAGUAACUUGGACAAGCAGAAAAGAUCUGAGCCUUCAAGAAGGUGAUCAUUUUGAUGGAGGGAAGGUCUGAAUAUGGUUUGUAGGAGAGGAUUUUUUUUUGUUCCGUUUUUUUUCUUUUGGGCAUCACUUGCUGCCUGUCCAACAUCUGAAUAUGCUUUGGAGUACAUUAGGAUAAUAAAGUGGCAUCAACUUAUGCCUGAUUCUUUGAGUAUGUAGGUUGAAAGCUAGCAGCUUGUUUCUCUGAUAUUUUCUUUUUGAUGAAGUGUUAUAUAUCCUAAAAUUACUCAAUGUGCAACAAAAUUUUACAAAUCAAUAUGUAUGUUUGUGAUGGAUGACCAAUCCUUCGGUUCGGUAAAGUUCGGCCUUACAAGUUGUAUUUUGAUCUACAUCAUCAGUAAAUGCCAGCUUUGCAGGGGAAA